UACCAAAUAGGAGGAAAUUACAAACAAAUUACGGCUUUGGAAAAAAUAAUUUAUUAAUCUCUAAUAAUUCAAACCCAUUUCAGUUUCCGAGAUCUAUUAAACAUUGCUCAAAAUGAUUCGACAAGACCAAAUUAUGUAUUCGCAACUGCAGCCUUUGACUACAGUAGGUGCCCUGCCAUGCAUGGAACAAGUAUCAGGACACUCUCUUCCAACUAGAAAUGGUAACUACUACCAAGCACUGCAACAUCCAUGGAGACCUACACUGGGGUAUGAGAAUACUGAAGUUGUUCCUCUCCAUUGCCAACCAGUCAAAAAUGCAUUGAUGGACCCAUGUCGUACACCCAGUGGCAGGGCCAUGGAACCACUUUGCUUUCCCAAUCUUGUGACUAGCUUUGAACGUAACCCAGCACAUGCUGCUCGUGCUGCACUUUACACACGCUACACACCAUAUGAGUGGACACAAAGUAACAUUAGUCAUUACAAUGAAGCAGAUACAAACCGUAAUUUUUCUGAGCGACUCCGUGGAGAUGCCAUAAGGGUCAUGAGAGAAACAGAUGAGAAGACAAUAACUGGUCAGCGUGAAUCUGGUCGCCGAUUGGGUGAACGCAUCACUGAUACUACCUUCUGGCGCAAUGAAAUAUCAACCGAAUUGGAACGAAUUAUUGCAGAGAGUAACCUACUCCAGGAUAAACGAAGAGAUCUGGAAAAAGCUAUCCAGGACAUUGAGGGCCCGCUGCAUAUUGCUCAAGAAUGUCUCUAUCAACGUGAAAACAGGCAAGGAAUUGAUCUGGUACACGACCAAGUGGAACAAGCCCUACUGUAUGAAGUGGAGAAUCUUCAUGCCUGCCAAGAUCGUCUAAAAAAAAUGCAUGAGAAAGCCAUACAGCAACUGCGAAACAAUCGGGCAGGACAGCAUGAACUGGAAUGGGAUCUGAAGAGCAAGGAAUCUGCCCUCGGCAUUGACAACAUGUGCCACCAACUUAAUAAUUUCUCACGUGGAAUAAACUACUAUGGUGGCAUUGAGAAGUUUGAUUCUACUGUAAAUGUGCCUGAAUCUUGGGCAGAGAACAGCAACCGCAUUAUCCAGAGAUCACAGAAUGAGCGUUCAAAAUCAACACAGCUCCGAACUGAUGCAGACAGUCUCAUCAAUCAAAGUGUCAAUGAUAUAUGGAAUGCAUGGAAUGCCACCAACAGUGCCCUGUCAAGAAGAGCUUCAGAGAUUCUGGAGGCUAAAGCUAAGCUGCAGAUGCACCUCCACAAGGUCCAACAAGAGAUAUUUGAUGUCAAGAAGAAUAUGGAACUGUUACACAAAGCUAUCAUGGACAAGAGCAAUCCCCUGAAGGUGGCACAUAGUCGUCUUGAAGCACGGUCACAUCGUCGUGAUGUCGAACUGUGCAGGGAUGGUGCACAAACCAGGUUGGUUAAAGAGGUGCAAGACAUUGGCGAGAGCAUUGAGCACCUGCAUCGGAAGCUGCAGGAAGCAGAGGCACAACAUCAACAACUACUCAAGACACGGUCCAACCUGGAGACAGAGCUGCAGAUCAAAGUGAACUCCCUCUUCAUUGACAGAGAAAAAUGUUUGGGCAUGCGUCGCAGUUUCCCCAUCAGCGCCACUUUAAAAUAUUAGACAAAGGAGUUUUGUAGUGACAUUAUUUUACUUUUAGUACAACUACUUGAAACCAAGAAUUUGUAAUUAAAAAAAAAAGCAUUAAGGCUGAAGACUUCUCCAAGAUGUGUGACUAGGUUUAAGAGCAAAACAAAGUUGACCAUUAUAUUUUGCUUGGACAGAUGAAUUUAUUGGUACAUGAGUUGGUAGCAAAGCACACUAGCAUUGAUGCACUGACAGUAUGCAACUUUGACUCACAUAUGAUUCUCUUUUCUCUUUUGUACUUGUAUUUGCACAGAUACUCAUUUAAAUUGUGCAGUUAUAUAUUAUUCAACCAUAUGUUUAAAAUUUUUCAUGUGGAACACAUAAUAACAACUGAAAGUAGAUACCAAAUUAUGUAGAAGUAAUAUUUGAAAGAGAAUGUGUAAUUUUGUGAAGCAUAAGCAGUCUAAUAACUUUCUGUUAACGAGCAAGAAGUAAUUGUCAGCAUUAUUAUUCACUUUAUCGCUGUAUUAUUUGUGCUGCAUUGGUGUAGGCUUUCAGUUUUCCAUGAUGCGUUGUUCACUGCACUGAUUUAAACGUUCCAUGUUCAAAUCUGAUUGUAGACAAACAAUUAAAAAAAGCUUUAUGAGUGUUUUAGUUCUGAACAGUACACCAUUUAUUUUUACCAAACAUGAACUGGUAUGUUGGCCCUUGAAAGAGAUUUUUUCAAAACCUGGCAUAUCUAAUGUCCAGAUACAGAAAUAUGAAAUAACCUGUAAGGAGUGGCUA
Molecule: messenger RNA, 2377 nt
Organism: Zootermopsis nevadensis
Lineage: Eukaryota; Metazoa; Arthropoda; Insecta; Blattodea; Termopsidae
Product: tektin-3
Biological process (GO): cilium assembly; cilium movement involved in cell motility
Cellular component (GO): nucleus; microtubule cytoskeleton
Source: RefSeq, a predicted model, not a curated record